Molecule: messenger RNA, 2316 nt
Organism: Perkinsus marinus ATCC 50983
Lineage: Eukaryota; Perkinsozoa; Perkinsida; Perkinsidae
Product: retrovirus polyprotein, putative
Exons: 3
Coding region: 1-2316 (771 amino acids)
Biological process (GO): DNA integration
Molecular function (GO): nucleic acid binding
Source: RefSeq, a predicted model, not a curated record
AUGGAGGGUAUGAUCGGCGAACAGCUGGCAGUCGAAGAUGCUGUCGGGAAGGAUACGACUCUCUAUCUUGAACGGCACCUCUACUACAACUAUCGAGGCAGAUAUGUCGAGAUUUCUGGUGGGGUGAAUGAAAGUCUGGCUCGAGCUCAUGCGGAUUGUGCCAGGGUUCUGGCCAGCGUGGAGGCGGCCUGGGACUCGGUAGAUUCGGAGGGAUCCUGGAAAAAGCCAGCGUCCGUCCAUCUCGGCCUGGCUCAGCGAUACUGGGUGGAGGCGAAGAGAGUCGAAGACUCCGACCUGCGGUUGUUCAAAGGCCUGGAACAUCUUAUCGCGGAUGUAGACGCGUCGGCUGGAGGGUAUGGCUUUGUGUGGCGUGACCCGGAGGGCCGAGUGGUACGCGCUGAGGCCAGAGUGCAGAGCAAGUCGAUGGCAUUGGGGUCAUGGCAUUGUAAUCGUCGGGAGCUAUUCGUCAUAGCGGCUUGUCUAAGGCGCCUGGAUGAGGAGAUUCCACUCUUCUCCGAUCUAAAAAGAGUUGAGAUUCGUGGCGACAGCCGCGUGGCAGUGCGCCAAGCCGAUCCCUGGAACGUCCCUGCAUGCAAGAGCAUGGAACGACGAGCCAUCCUGCGUUUACGUGGGGUGGUGGCGGAAGCUACCCAUGCCCUGAAGUGCGGCACACCAUCGGUGACCGUAACCUUUGCUCAUCUGCCUGGGGUUAGUAAUGAUAUCGCCGAUGCGCUGUCAAGGGUAUCCCUCACUUCGAAAUAUAUCCCGGUGUUGGAGAAGCGAGAAGCGGUCAUAUUAGCGGGUUGCGCCGCGGUGGAAGCUCACUCAUGGCUGGCUGAUGAGGCCGGUGGUAUCCAUUCUAUAGCCUCCGUUCAGAGGUGGCGGAGACUACGUGCGUGUUUCUUUGCUCUGAAGGGCGUGGAGGACCCGUUGGAUAACGCUGAGUUGUUCGGACACUUUCUGAAAACCGAGCAGGAUAAGGAUCCUUUCUGUACCCGUACCUCUUCGGACGGUCAGUCGGAUGGCCGGUGUAUUAUCCCUGGAUUAUCGUACAGUUUCGAGAAGCGCCAGGGAUUGUUGUAUCGCGUACGGCCUAACUGCCCCAUAGAUGAUGGGCCUCGUUUGCAGUUGGUGCUUCCCCAGGCGCUGGUACCAGAAGUCGUUAUCGCCAUACAUCAAGAAGGUGGGCAUGCUGGCCUAACGGCCACUCUUGCAUCCCUGUAUACGGUGGCCUGGUCUCCGGGAGUGAGGAAGGUUGCGCGGAAAGCCCUUCGUGGCUGUUUGAGUUGUGCCCUUACACGGGACCGAGGAACCAGGGCUCAAGUGGCGUUUGGGGCGAGCAAAAUACCAAUCGCUCCUUAUGACUGCAUAGGGAUCGACAUUUACGGUCCCUUACGUAAGGUGAACGGCGAGGCGGAGAGCCAAGGGGGCGCACCCCGAACCAGGCAGGUGUUGAGCGUGGUCGACAGGCUCACGGGCCAUGCCAGUUUCUUCCUGAUGAAGGAUGCCCGUAGCAAGACUUUGGUCGAUCAGCUCGAGUUAUUCUUCUGGCGCAUUGGUAAGUGGCCUAAGGAGAUUUGGUGCGACAAUGCGAAAAACUUUGUCGAGGCGGCCCCAUUGGUAAGCUUUGCUAUGAUGAUCGAUUGCCGUCUGAGAACGACUCCCUCGUAUACUCCGCAAUGUGGUGGCUUUUGGGAGAGGAAGCACCGGGAAGUGUCGGAGACCUUGCGCUCCUGCUUGUGUGCCAAUCCGGAGGCCAGCUGGAAGUGGCUUAUGGCCAUUGCGGAAGCCCGGGUCAACUCGGUUUUUGCUGAGGAGUGGUUACAAGCUAGAGAGGACUUGUCUAACAAGUUCCAGGCCAAGGUCGCUAAGAAAGCUGUUGAUAACCGUCCUUUAGCUAUUGGUGAUAAAGUAAUUCUCUAUCGACCCGGUAACGUACCGGGGAUGAAGUUGGCCCCUAAGGCCACUGGUCCUUAUUAUGUCUUGAAAAAAAUUGGUACUCAAUGCUAUGAUAUAGGUGUCGCUCCGAAGGGUACUACCCCUACCUCCUCUCCGCAGCGGUCGUGGAUGGUUCACAGUUCUCGUAUCCGCAGAUUCGAGGGCGAGGGUGGUGAUGGUAACAACGUGGAGAUUCCUACUGUUGGAGCGGCCCUGAAAAGUGAUGAGAAUAACAUUUGCCCCAGCUGUCGAGAGACGCAUAGCGGUACUCUUGUCUGUUGUGAUGGAUGUGACAGAUGGUUUCAUAUGAGCUGUACCGACUAUGACGGCUUCCAGGAGUCUUGGUACUGCGCUGUCUGUAUGGCGGCACGAGAGUAA